Molecule: messenger RNA, 234 nt
Organism: Closterium sp. Naga37s-1
Lineage: Eukaryota; Viridiplantae; Streptophyta; Zygnematophyceae; Desmidiales; Closteriaceae
Source: the annotation of a GenBank genome assembly
CUGCCCAUUCCUUGUUGCCGCUAAAUCGUGCUUCACGCUAUCCGAUCCGUCAGUCGUUCGUCGUGCUGCCAUCACCCUGUGAGAUUUCCGAUUUGGGUGCGCCAAUUCACGCCAUCCAUUUCUUCGCUCGCCACUCACCUCAAGAUGCACGAUACUCUCGGAAUCGACAAGCCUCGCCUUCACACACCACGCACUGCUGUGAAAGCACGGCCGUCUUGGAAACCUUAAGUGCAG